UGGCUGGGCGGGGCUAGGAGGAGGAGGAGGUGGCAUCUGCGCGCGCGCGCGCGGGUGCGAACGGGAAACGCCGCGAGGGCCAGGCUAGGCCGGGCGGUAGACACGACGGACGGUGACUAUGGCCGCGACAGCGGGUGGCGGCCCGGGAGCAGCAGCAGGCGCCGUGGGUGCAGGGGGUGCGGCGACGGCCUCCGGCCUGGCCGUGUACCGGAGGAAGGACGGGGGCCCGGCCAGCAAGUUUUGGGAGAGCCCGGACACUGUGUCCCAGCUAGAUUCGGUGCGAGUCUGGCUGGGCAAGCACUACAAGAAGUACGUCCAUGCGGAUGCUCCUACCAACAAGACACUGGCUGGACUGGUCGUGCAGCUCCUACAGUUCCAAGAAGAUGCCUUUGGGAAGCAUGUCACCAACCCAGCUUUCACCAAACUACCUGCAAAAUGUUUCAUGGAUUUCAAAGCUGGAGGCACCUUGUGUCACAUUCUUGGGGCAGCUUACAAGUACAAAAAUGAGCAGGGCUGGAGGAGAUUUGAUCUUCAAAAUCCAUCCCGAAUGGAUCGUAAUGUUGAAAUGUUCAUGAACAUUGAGAAAACAUUGGUACAGAGCAACUGUCUGACUAGACCUAACAUCUACCUCAUCCCAGACAUUGACUUGAAGUUGGCUAACAAGUUGAAAGAUAUCAUCAAACGGCAUCAGGGGACAUUUACUGAUGAGAAGUCAAAAGCUUCCCACCAUAUUUAUCCAUAUCCUUCCUCACAAGAGGAUGAGGAGUGGCUGAGGCCAGUGAUGAGGAGAGAUAAGCAGGUGCUGGUGCACUGGGGCUUCUACCCAGACAGCUAUGACACUUGGGUCCACAGUAAUGAUGUUGAUGCUGAAAUUGAAGAUGCACCAAUCCCAGAAAAGCCAUGGAAGGUUCAUGUAAAAUGGAUUUUGGACACUGACGUUUUCAAUGAAUGGAUGAAUGAAGAGGAUUAUGAAGUGGAUGAGAAUAGAAAGCCAGUGAGCUUUCGUCAACGAAUUUCAACAAAGAAUGAAGAGCCAGUCCGAAGCCCAGAAAGGAGAGAUAGAAAGGCAUCUGCCAAUGCUCGAAAGAGAAAGCAUUCCCCUUCUCCUCCUCCUCCCACACCUACAGAGUCCCGGAAGAAGAGUGGAAAGAAAGGACAGGCUAGCCUUUAUGGGAAACGUAGAAGUCAAAAGGAAGAAGAUGAGCAAGAAGAUCUUACCAAGGAUAUGGAAGACCCAACACCUGUACCUAAUAUAGAGGAAGUGGUUCUCCCUAAAAAUGUAAACCCAAAGAAGGACAGUGAAAACACACCGGUUAAAGGAGGCACGGUGGCAGACCUAGAUGAGCAGGAUGAAGAAGCAGUUACGACAGGAGGAAAGGAAGACGAAGAUCCCAGCAAAGGUGAUCCAAGUCGCUCAGUUGACCCAGGUGAAGACAAUGUCACAGAACAGACCAAUCACAUCAUCAUUCCCAGUUAUGCGUCCUGGUUUGAUUAUAAUUGUAUUCAUGUGAUUGAACGGCGCGCACUUCCAGAGUUUUUUAAUGGAAAAAACAAGUCCAAGACUCCUGAGAUAUACUUGGCAUAUCGAAAUUUUAUGAUCGACACAUACCGUCUAAACCCUCAAGAAUAUUUAACCAGCACUGCUUGUCGGCGAAACCUGACUGGAGAUGUGUGUGCUGUGAUGAGGGUUCAUGCCUUUUUAGAGCAGUGGGGUCUUGUUAACUACCAAGUCGAUCCAGAAAGUCGACCCAUGGCAAUGGGACCUCCUCCUACUCCUCAUUUCAACGUGUUAGCUGACACACCCUCUGGGCUUGUGCCCCUGCAUCUUCGAUCACCUCAGGUCCCUGCUGCUCAACAGAUGUUAAAUUUUCCUGAGAAGAACAAGGAAAAACCAAUUGAUUUACAGAACUUUGGUCUUCGAACUGACAUUUACUCCAAGAAAACACUGGCAAAGAGUAAAGGUGCUAGUGCCGGAAGAGAGUGGACGGAGCAAGAGACCCUUCUCCUCCUAGAGGCUCUGGAGAUGUACAAGGAUGAUUGGAAUAAAGUCUCAGAACAUGUUGGAAGUCGUACUCAGGACGAAUGCAUCCUCCACUUUUUAAGGCUUCCCAUUGAGGACCCAUACCUUGAAAAUUCAGAUGCCUCUCUUGGGCCUCUCGCUUACCAGCCUGUCCCUUUCAGCCAGUCGGGAAACCCUGUGAUGAGUACUGUUGCCUUUUUAGCAUCGGUUGUUGACCCUCGUGUAGCAUCUGCUGCAGCAAAAGCAGCUUUGGAGGAGUUUUCUCGUGUCCGAGAAGAAGUACCCCUAGAAUUGGUUGAAGCACAUGUCAAGAAAGUACAGGAAGCCGCAAGAGCCUCUGGGAAGGUGGACCCCACCUAUGGCUUGGAGAGCAGCUGUAUUGCUGGCACAGGGCCGGAUGAGCCAGAGAAGCUUGAAGGAUCUGAAGAAGAAAAGAUGGAAACAGAUCCUGAUGGUCAGCAGCCUGAAAAGGCAGAAAACAAAGUGGAAAAUGAAUCGGAUGAAGGUGAUAAAAUACAAGAUCGAGAGAAUGAAAAAAACAGUGAGAAGGAACAAGAUAGUGACGUCAGUGAGGAUGUCAAGCCAGAAGAAAAGGAGAAUGAAGAGAACAAAGAGCUCACUGAUACAUGUAAAGAAAGAGAAAGUGAUACUGGGAAGAAGAAAGUGGAACACGAGAUUUCUGAAGGAAACGUAGCCACAGCCGCAGCAGCUGCUCUGGCCUCAGCUGCUACCAAAGCCAAGCACCUGGCAGCUGUCGAAGAAAGAAAGAUCAAGUCCCUGGUCGCUCUCCUGGUUGAAACGCAGAUGAAGAAACUCGAGAUCAAACUCCGACAUUUUGAAGAGCUGGAGACUAUUAUGGACAGAGAGAAAGAGGCUCUAGAACAACAGAGACAGCAGUUGCUUACUGAGCGUCAAAACUUCCACAUGGAACAGUUGAAAUAUGCUGAACUACGUGCUCGACAGCAAAUGGAACAGCAGCAGCAUGGCCAGACACCUCAGCAAGCGCACCAGCACUCAGGAGGACCUGGGAUGGCCCCACUGGGAGCAGCAGGCCACCCUGGCAUGAUGCCUCAUCAGCAGCCCCCUCCCUACCCUCUGAUGCACCAUCAGAUGCCACCACCCCAUCCUCCCCAACCAGGUCAAAUACCAGGCCCUGGCUCCAUGAUGCCUGGGCAGCCCAUGCCAGGUCGCAUGAUUCCCACUGUGGCAGCCAACAUUCACCCUACUGGGGGUGGCCCUACCCCUCCCGGCAUGCCUCCAAUGCCCGGAAACAUCUUAGGACCCCGGGUACCCCUCACAGCACCAAACGGCAUGUAUCCUCCUCCACCACAGCAGCAGCCGCCGCCUCCACCUGCAGAUGGGGUCCCUCCACCUCCUGCUCCUGGCCCACCAGCCUCGGCCACUCCCUAGCCUGGAAGAUACAGGGAGCCUCCACAGCCACCACAAGCUGAAAUGGGGAUGGCAAGACUUGUGUCUCAGCUUCCUUGGUUUUCUUGCAGGAUUUUUUUUUUUUUUUUUAAACCCCGAGCACAAGUCCUAUGUCUCUCCACUCUCUGAUACUUCUUGUGUCAGGUCCUUAGUUGAUACUCAUUGGGAAGCCUGUGGUGACUGGUGUGCUCUGAUCAUUUAAAGAGUACCAUGUGUCUCCCGUGUUCCAGUGUGACAGAUGUUGGCAAUUGGUCUGCAGGUCCUGUUGACAUUAGUAAUCUCUUUGUGUCUGUCUGUCUGUCUGUCUGUUUCUCUCUCUCUCUCUCUCUCUUUCUCUCUCUGCUUUGUCUCUCUUUGCUUCAGUUUAUAAUCCUUUAAUUAUUGUCCUUUCUUCCUCUGUUAUGGCUGUUUUUAAGGAAAGUAUCUUAAGUUAAUAGAAACCAAAAAAUGGUAAUGGGCAGAGAUAGCCACUGAGGGACACACCUUAAGGCAUUAUAAGUGACCUUAUUUCUGCUUAUCUGAGCUAAGAGUGGUGCUACUGAUAAAGUUACGGAGACUUGUCACACAUAAAUGCACCAAGAUGAGAAGAGCUGGGGAAGGAGGGGGUACCCUUUUGAUUUAAUUUCCUUGUGAGGACUAUGAAGGACUCCAAUCUGCCUGGAAGAACACACCACUGUACCUGUGGUGAAAACAAAGAGCACAGACAUAACAAGCCCACUCCUUCCUUCUCUCAGCACUCUGGUUUUCUGUGCAGAUUUGCAGUAUUGGAACUAGAUGGUUGUUUUCCUAAGGGCAGCUUGAGCUUUAAAAGUUGGAUUUGGGGAGGCAUUUGCUGGGUUUUCCCAGUCUAACAAAGAAAGAUGAAGAGUCUGGGGCCCUACCUACACACCUUUAGGAGUCCUAUCCAAACCUCCCUACCCUCCCCAAAUACAUAGGCUCUACCCUCGCCACCCCAAUGAAUGUUCCAGACGAACAUUACGUCUUUCUAAGCCUUCCUAUAAGAAAGGGAAAAAAAUGUAAAAUGGGUUAAAUAGAUUAUGUCAAACAUUUUUCCUCAUGCAACUUGGUUAGGGUGGUAGGGUACAGUCCUAAACUACCUCUUGCUGUAGCCAGGGUGAAUGGGAUUUCUUACGCGGUACUGAGGUGCAGAGUGGGAAUGGGAAUGCUCACAUGUGCUCAGCAGCCUCCUGCACCUUCUUUUUCCGAGACCUCACCUCCAUCUGUCACAGGGUUAUGGAGACUGCUGAUGGCACAAGGACCUCACUUGGCUCUAAAGUGCUUUAAGGUGUGGGGUGCCAUCCCAGAGAAAUUGCCACACACACACAAAAAAAAAGCCUUAAUUUGAGCCUGUAUCAACCACUGCUGAUGGGCAGUUAGAUGGAUUUUGGUUUUGUCAGCUUCUUUCCUCCCUCCCUCCCUUCUGUCUUUCCAUUAGUAGCAAAAGGGUGUUUUUGGCAGAACUUUUAAGUGGCAGUUUCAUUCUUGAGAAUGCAAGGCAGAACACCUUGUGGGUGUAUUUUCUAUGUGUGUUUUAAAGCUUUAUGUAUGAGAGGUGUAGGUAGGCAUUUCUUAAUAACAAAAAAAAAAAAAAGUACACACACACACAGCUGAGAUUUGCCUUUUAGACUCUUGGGUUUGCCUCUAACCAGGAGUCUGGGUCACAGCCAGAGUCCUGGGGUGCUAGAGCUAAAGAAAGCCUGUUCCUUCCUUGUACUCCGGUCUUGGAGUGGAGAUGGAAAUGAGCUUGUCUCGGGUGCUCUUCUUAUUCGCCUCCAGGAAGACCCCAAUGUCUUCUGACUGGAGCCAGGGUUCCCCUCCUUCCUGCCAUUCUCUCCCAAAGUAAAUUGACUCCAAACACUUGCCUUCUCCUUGGAAUCCUAGCAGAAGAACAGGACUCUGGCCCGUACUAUGGUCAUUUGUAACCUAAGGUCUGCAAUGUUAUCACUUUCCAGCUUGAGAUGCAAGUGGGGAUAAUUUUACAUUGUUGAUAAUCUACAGAACCUAAGUUCAACACCGCUCUCAUCAUGACCGUCAGCUGGGUAUCAUUCCUGUAAUAACACCCGUUCAGUUUUGUGAGGGUGGGCUUGGAUACUGUGGGUUUUGUACAAAUGUGUUUCUCAGUGUGGGUUUUUGGUUUUUGUUGUUGUUUUUCCUCUAGGUUUUGUUUUAAUGAGGGAAGGGAGUUUUGAGAGUUUGGGAGAAAGUGAAUGAAAGUGGCUUAAUGUCCCUCUUUUUCAUUGAAUAAAUGAAAUACCAUUUUGAAUUCUA
Messenger RNA from Mastomys coucha (southern multimammate mouse), 5716 nucleotides. RefSeq names its product SWI/SNF related, matrix associated, actin dependent regulator of chromatin subfamily c member 1 (gene Smarcc1). Gene Ontology annotation, cellular component: npBAF complex; nBAF complex; SWI/SNF complex. The transcript is spliced from 28 exons. Bases 119 to 3430 code for a protein of 1103 amino acids. Lineage: Eukaryota; Metazoa; Chordata; Mammalia; Rodentia; Muridae. Gene Ontology annotation, molecular function: nucleosomal DNA binding; histone binding. The record is from RefSeq and is a predicted model, not a curated record. Gene Ontology annotation, biological process: positive regulation of DNA-templated transcription.